This is a messenger RNA of Lachancea dasiensis, 3045 nucleotides long. The record is from the annotation of a GenBank genome assembly. Lineage: Eukaryota; Fungi; Ascomycota; Saccharomycetes; Saccharomycetales; Saccharomycetaceae.
AUGCCUUACCAGCCUGCGAUUAGUAAGUUCUUCAAGUCCAAUUCCAACAAGUCGAACAGCAAUAAGGUCGAAAGCUUUGGUGCUGAGAGCGCAAAAUCUGGUCCCGAGGAACGCGUGAAUGAAAGCCCGAAGGGUGUGCAACCACAAUACCGGCCUGAUCCCACACAGAGUGUCAGCUCUACAACGCCGGUUCUCCAGGAGUUUAACUUCUCAAAAUCCAAUGGUCAUGAGACACCAAGUACACGAUUGAGCUCAAACGACUCAUUGCUAUUUUCUAGCAAAGUGUCCGAGGCGCUACGAAAGAGGGCCUCAGGCACAAUUGAUCGAGAUGCCGAUCGAGAGAACUCCAUAGAAGUUGAAGAGGAGCUACCUGCCGCUAAGCGGCAAAAAGCUGGAAAACUGACGCCUUUGGAUCAGCAAGUCAAGGAGCUUAAACUACUGCACAUGGACAAAAUACUGGCGGUCAGGGUCGGUUACAAGUACAAAUUUUUCGCCAUGGACGCGGUAACGGUUAGUAAAAUACUGCAGAUCAUGUUAAUAAAGGGCAAAAUAAGUCUAGACGACUCCAGCCCGGAAGACAAAUCUCACAGGCAGCUGGCAUAUUGUAGCAUUCCAGAAAACAGGCUACAAGUACAUCUCCAAAGACUUUUGCACCACAAUUUGAAGGUUGGAGUAGUGGAACAAGUUGAAACUCAAGCGAUAAAAAAGGUCACAGGGACGUCCAGCGGCGUGUUUAGAAGACAGGUUGACAAAGUGUUUACCAAAGCAACAUUCGACAUCAACGAAACUUUUAAUGGAACCGACAUUGAUCAUAGAGAAAAGCCUAACUCUAUAUGGGCGCUAAAGGUCGAAGAAAGUGGCAGGUUCUGCAAUUAUUGGAUUUUGUCUGUCCAAUUGACAAGCGGUGAAAUUAUUUACGACAGCUUCAGCGACAGGGUGAAAUCUAAAACUGAGAUAGAUAAGCGAAUAUCCUAUCUUAAUCCCAUCGAAGUCGUUUUGGCAAACGACGUGCCCAGUUUUGUUGUUAAUUUUCUGAAGUUGCAGCUUCCUGAGAUAAACUUUCAGAUGGACGAUACUUUAAUUCCAGAGGAUGCGGACGAUGACGCGUUCAAGGGACUGGAUCUAGACCCAUGCAUUCAUGAGCUCCGAAGUAAACUUCGCAGAUAUCUUGAGUCCUACAAUACCGAAAAGGUUCUAGAUAUGCCCCACAACUAUAAGCCAUUCAGCACCAUGGCCAGCAUGCUUCUUUCGCCAAAUACCCUAGAGAGCCUGGAAAUUUUCGAGAACCAAACCGAUCAUACAAGGAAGGGCUCUUUGCUGUGGCUCUUGGAUCAUACCAGGACGUCUUAUGGUUAUAGGCUACUGCGGGAAUGGAUCUCGAAACCUCUGAUUGACAUAGCUGCCAUCAAUGAUAGAUUAGAUGGCAUCGAAUGUUUGAAGCAGGAGAUUACCAAUAUAUUCAUGGAGGGGCUCAGUAACAGUAUAAAAGAUACCCCAGACUUGCUGAGAAACCUCAAUAGGUUAUCUUACGGCCAGACUUCACGAAAAGAAGUGUACUAUUUUUUGAAGCAUCUUGAUAUAGUUGCCAAGCAUUUCACAAAUCAUCAUUACUACUUUCAAGAUAACGUUGUCAACCCUAAUGGACGAGUACACAAAAGUUCAACACUCCUAACUUCCGUGCUACUUCAAUUAGACGAUGCGCUACGUGAGGUCGACAUCGCCAAGUUGCUUAGCAUGAUAAAUACUGCCGCUGUUGUUGAAAAGGACAAGGAAAAGAAGUGCGUUGAGUUUUUCAACUUAACGAAUUAUGACCAAUCUGACGAGAUCACCUCGAAAAUGAAAGACAUUGAAAAUGUUCGGGAGCAACUGAAGGAGGAAUUAGAUGCAAUAAGGCGUUUAUUGAAAAGACCUAGGUUUUGUUUUAGGGACGAAGUUGAUUACCUAAUCGAAGUUAGAAAUAGCCAGCUUGCCGGCCUACCCAAGGAAUGGGUGAAGGUAUCUAGCACCAAAGUGCUUAGCAGGUUCAGAACUCCGGAGACAACUAAAUUAGUGGAACAAGUAGAAUACCAUAAAAGUCUCCUGAUGGUUAUCUGCGAAGAACAUUUUAGAGCCUUUCUCGGGCGUAUAAGCAAACACCACCUACUUUUGAAGCAAGUUAUAGAAAAUUUGGCUAAAUUUGACUGCCUACUUUCAUUAGCGGCUUCUUCGUUACAUCGCAACUACGUGCGACCAAAGUUCAAUGACGAUAUGUCUCAUGUCAAGGUUAGAAAUGGUAGGAAUCCGAUCAUUGAAUCUCUAGACGUGAAUUAUGUGGCCAACGAUAUUUACAUGAAAAGGGACCAAAACAAGGUAAUGAUUAUAACCGGUCCAAACAUGGGUGGUAAAUCAUCGUUCAUACGCCAAGUUGCUCUUAUUAGUAUAUUAGCACAAAUUGGGUCUUUUGUUCCAGCGGACACCGCGGAGUUGCCCAUUUUUGAAAGCAUCUUCACGCGCAUUGGUGCUCACGAUAAUCUUGUUAAAGGUGACUCUACCUUCAAAGUCGAAAUGCUUGAGAUGCUUGACAUCAUAAAAAACUCUGGAGAAAGGUCUUUGCUUCUACUGGAUGAGGUAGGAAGGGGGACUGGAACAACUGAUGGCAUCAGCAUAUCAUACUCAAUAAUCAAUUAUUUCCUUGACCUGAAAAGAAUGUGCCCAUUUAUCCUCUUCAUUACGCAUUAUCCUAUUUUGGGAUCUAUCCAAUCACCAUUGUUGCAAAACUACCACAUGGCCUAUAUGGAAGAGAAACGCUCCGGUGAGAAAUGGCCCACCGUUGUAUUUCUUUACAGAUUGAAACAAGGACCCGCUCAUAAUUCAUACGGUCUCAACGUUGCUCGACUGGCCAGAGUACCAACCGACAUUAUAAACAAGGCGUAUGAACUGUCCGAAAGGUCCAAAGCUGAAAUGGAAAGUGAAAAAAAUCUGCAUUUUAUUAGUUUGCUCAAGACUAUCUUGUCUUCAAAAGAAUCGUCGCAUCAGCAAAAAGUCAGCAGGCUGCUAGAGAUGUAG